Molecule: messenger RNA, 3925 nt
Organism: Thermothielavioides terrestris NRRL 8126
Lineage: Eukaryota; Fungi; Ascomycota; Sordariomycetes; Sordariales; Chaetomiaceae
Exons: 2
Coding region: 92-3712 (1206 amino acids)
Source: RefSeq, a predicted model, not a curated record
CUGAGACAAAGCUCCUGGUGCGUCAGUCUGGGUUCUCCGCCAGAGGAGCAGCCAGUUGGGCGCGGCCCGAAUCCGCUCCAGACGGCUCGCCAUGAUGAGCUCCUCGCGAGACACCGCGGCGCGCCUUCGCGCUGGCUUGAACCCCCUCAUGACAGCGUCGCUGGGUGCACUCCAUGGCCACAACUCCACCAACACUCCCGUGUCAGCCCUGUCCGUGAGUUCCAACGGCGCCUUCUCAUCCGCGCAGACUCCCCUGAGCGCUAUCCAGCCCUAUAACCCACAGGAAUGGCUCUCGUCGCCAAGUGCCAAUCCCGCGCCGGACCGGAUGCCUCAUGCCCAGCCUGCCCAGCCUGCCCAGCCUUUCCAAGAACCUCAAACGCCGCCCUUGCCUCCCCCGCCUUACUCCCCUCCACGCAGCGCCAGACCGAUGAGUAUGGUGUUCGACCAGACGCAGGCGGCCAACGUAUCCGUCGCCAGAGCCCCGCCCCCACCAGUACAGAGAGUAGCCAUCGAGCCUCCCGUCCCCAGCCCGUCGUUCCCUCCGCCUCCCAGCGGUAGGGGCGGUUCGCGGGAGAGGAGAUUUGGACUCCCGUCACUAGGGAGAAGGCGAGAGACCGAACACGUUAGCGCCCCCGUAGAGCAGGCGCCACAGCACAGGUCUUUCGGCCUGCUGUCGCGGACGGUCCCAAACAACCCGGCGCCGUUGACGCUUCAGAUACCGCCAAGAACGGAAUCGGACACGGCCCACGGCGUCGCCCCAGGUGCGCGACGAGCCGCGUCAACGCCGGCUCCUUCCACGCCGACGUCAGCGCGGUCGCGCUCGUCCUCCCAGGUCCGGUGGGACCCCUCCAUGCCCCUGCCGCCGCCGCCGCCAGGCCCACCGCCGUCAGCAUCGCGGUCGCAGAGCGCGCAGCGCUCCUCUUCCGGGUCCGAACCGGUUGUCUCGCCGCCCACCCGGCGACCUCCUCCCAGCGGGGUUUCCGCUCUGGGACCUGUGCCACCGACGCCGGCGAACUGGAGGGACGGUGACAGCAUGCCGGGCCCCGCGCCGCCGCGAACUGAGUCGCCCAACGCGGCAGCCGUGCAAGCCGCACCCCCCACCGAGAAUGCGAGCGUCGGAAACUCGAAUGCCGGCCCUCCUGCAGAGUCCGCCUCGUCUGGCAGUUCGGGCGGAGGGUUGACGCGGAGCCCGGCCGUGCGGGGCGAGAAAACGCUGCUCGAGCGCAGAAGCGAGAGCCGGAACCGGGCAGGCAACCGCAACUCGACAGAUGCCUCGGCGAGGCCACAACCCCUUUCCGAUAUCGUGAUCCCGGGCCCCUCGGGAGGGUUACAGCGACGCUUGACGAUCACCCGCGGGACACCUCGGACGGCGAGAGCGAGCGAGACUCCCCGGACAGCCGACUCGCAUGACGGCGGCCAAGAGUCGAGAACACCGCGCGCCGAUGGCUCGGGCCAAGUCCCGUCAGGGCAGGUGACGCCAACGGUGCUGUCGCCGAGCGCCGGGAAGCAGCCGGAACGCCGCCAAGCCCUCGCGCCGAAAGCGCUGCCGACGCCUCCCACCGGGAGCCGGUCGUCCUCCUCGCACCGAGGCUCGGGUCCGGACGUCCCUUCAAGCGCUCCGCUCUCUCCUGCGCUUCCACUCACGAAGGAAGCGGUCAUCACGCAGAGCACCGAGCAGUUCUGCCGCGGGACCAUCGAGCGCUUCACGGCGUUCGCUCAGAAAGAGGCCGCAGCGGCUAACGAUGCCGAACGGGUGCGGCUGUUUGCAGAGUUCUUCGUCAGCGAGUCGAGGAUACGGCGGGAGCGGUACGGGGCAGCGAUCGGAGCCAUGGGAUCCGAGAUUCUCGACCUCACACGAGACCUGUUCCGCCCGAUGUCCUCGUCGUCGAGGCGAGAAUCCACAAAUUCGUUUACCAGCGGGACGGUAGAACUGACGCCGCAGUCAUCCGAGCCGAGGUCCCAUCGAGGCUCGAUCGGGUCUGCCUUGGGCGGCACGACGCCGACGUCCAACCAACAGACCCCGCCGUCACCCGGGCCGCCGGGUGGCCAAAACUGGCAGUCUUCAAAUUUCAUGCCGUCCCUGUCGCCGAUCCUGAGCAUGAGCAUCAGCGACGCGGUGGAUGAAGAGGACUCCAGAGGACGGCCGGCGAGCCGCUGGUGGGAGUCCGACUCGGCUGGCGGCCCUGGGCCGCGGAUAGAGAGGUCCAAGCGAGAGUCGAAGUACAUGGGCGUGCCGAAGGAAGCCCGCGAGGCGCUGCAGUGGACUGACGAUCCACACCCCUCACCGGGCGCGGGAUCGAGCAAGCGCACAUCGUACCCGCCGGAGAAGACGGGGUGGCACGACCAACAGGACCCGAACGGCACGCCACAGGCUUUGUCCCGCAGCUCGCUGGCAUCUUCGUCGGUCCCGUCCGCCCCGACCACGCCGAACCCGGAUCACCUGGACGUCUCGCGCCUCGUGACGCUGCCGCCCCCUUACCCGCGGCACCACCCGGCCGUGAACAACAACCACCCCGAGCUGGCGCAGACGCGCAGCGCUGUCCGCGCCAUCAGCGACAUGAGCGAGAUCGACGGCAUCAAGGAGCGAUUCAAGCAGGGCAGCGCGCAGAUGCGCGCCGAAGCGGCCGAGACGGCCAAGAAGCGCCGGCAAGCGCUCCGGCAGCACCUCCAGGAGGAAAUCGCGUCCGGGGCGAUCGGGUACGCGGAAGCGGCGGCGAUCGAGGCGGACGCCAAGGCGGAAGAGCACGCGGCGCUCAAGGAGCUCGAGAAGAAGGACUUCGAGACGUUCCAGACGGCGGUGGUGAUGCCGGUCAACGAGAUCCUGCAGACGCGCAUCGGCAAGGCGACCGAGCUCUUCUCGUCGCUGCGCAGCCGGCUGUUCGACGAGACGCACGAGUCCAACCCGAACCUGCCGCAGGAGGAGGGCGACGAGCAGCCGGAGCUGCUGGAGAAGCUGACGCUGCUCAAGUGGAUCUUCGAGGCGCGCGAGGCGCUGCACCGGGGCCUGUACGACCUGCUGACGGACCGCAACGACCGGUACCGGGACAUGGUGCUGGUGCCGUACCGGCUGGCGGGGCAGGCGGACAAGGUGGCGUCGGCGGAGGCGUUCUUCGCGGAGGACGGGGCGCAGCGGGCGCUGGCGUUCGCGGAGGAGGCGCUGCGCCGGACGCAGGAGUUCCGCGACGUGGUCGAGGAGACGGUCGCGCGCGGCGUCGAGGUCCAGCUCAACGCCUUCUGGGACAUCGCGCCGCCGCUCAAGCGCCUGCUCGACAAGAUCCCCGCCGGCGACCUCGACGGCUUCUCCGUCCAGAUCCCCGCCGCCGAGUACGCCGAGAACCCGGCCUACCACGACCACCCGCUGCAGUACCUCUUCAGCCUGCUGCUGCACGCCGAGAAGAGCACCUACCAGUUCAUCGAGAGCCAGACGAACCUGCUCUGCCUGCUGCACGAGGUGCGCGAGGCCUGCGUCUCGGCCCGCGCCCGGGUCAUGGAGGCCGACGGGCGCGACCCGGCCCGCAUCGAGGAGAUGAAGGCCGAGGAGGGCCGCCGGCUGACCGACGACCUCAAGGAGAAGGUCCGCGUCGUGCAGGACCAGUGGAACAGCGCGCUGGGCGAGACGGUCGGCAGCGUCAAGGAGCGCGUCGGCGGCUGGCUGCUGGAGACGGGCGGGUGGGACGAGAGCUUUGAGGAGGGCGGCGUGGGUGGCGUGUAGCAGUGGGCAAUUAAUCCGUGGCCGCUUUCUGAGGGGGUUCUCUUGAGUGGCUUUCUUCUUUCUCUGAGAGGAGAGGAGCAGGAAGGAAAGUCGCUGAUUUUAGGGCCUCGAGUGGCGUGAGGCGCGCUGCUUGGUGUUGGCUGAUGGGGACAGUUUAGUUUAUGUUGUUGAUACCCCUAUUGUCCUUUAUUCUUUUUUCUUUCUGCUUUUCUU